Messenger RNA from Apiotrichum porosum, 1050 nucleotides. RefSeq lists its product as uncharacterized. The transcript has a single exon. The record is from RefSeq and is a predicted model, not a curated record. Lineage: Eukaryota; Fungi; Basidiomycota; Tremellomycetes; Trichosporonales; Trichosporonaceae. The coding region runs from base 1 to 1050 and encodes 349 amino acids.
AUGCUAUUCAGAACUUGCUAUUCAGACGCCUCCACGGACCAGCUGCUUGUCGAUGUGACCACCACCACCAUGCCCCCCACACUCGACGCCAGGUUCUUCCCCCACAUCCUGGACUCGAUUAUCCAUUACUCCAAACUUGGAUCCUUCGUUCUCGGUGCCACCUCAAAGUCGAUGAAGGCUCGCAUCGACCCCAUUGUCAAAGAUAUCGAGCGCUGUCCACACCACGUGGUAGUCACUUCCGAUGGCCCAGAGUACGCCGACGGUCGACCAGUACCAGUCCGCAAAUGGGGCUCACUUCAAAUCAAGACUGUCGACUUUCCCGCAUCGCCGCGGUCCAGUGUCCAUCGUCAAGCCAUGACGUGUCUAUGCCACCUGGGAUCGCUCUUCAUCUGGGCCGACAGAGCUCGGCAAUCGGUUCCCGUGUGUCGCUCCUGCGUCAAGGUCAUUGCCCCCCGCGCUGUCAUAUUCUUCGAUAUCCGAGAGGUUCCAGCCAACAACCCCGUGAUCCUUGAACCUAAGUGCAUAGCGGACCAGUGCCCCUCCAUCGCCUACACCAUCCUGCGUGGGGUAACCGAGCCAGCACCAGGCUCACGGCUCAUUCCCAUCCAACCUUGGCCGACAAGUACUGCAGCGACCAUUCUUGUCGCACCAUCUCCAAACACUUCCGCUGCAGGCACUGGUGCCGACUCGGUUGUCGGGGAAACGGCCAAAACAUCCAUCGUUCUUGAAGCCCAAGGCCGGCCGUUGCUUUAUGAUAUUCUCAAUCUGGCCGUCCUUAAACGGUCAUAUGAAAACAGAAUUUCAUGGCUGCCGGCUGCGUGGAUCUUCGUCGAUGUCGAGCACUUCAACCCACUUUGGUUGCCGGCCCAGCCUUCCCCACCCAACAACAGCGCCAACAUGCAACGCCGAAUUGCUGAUAUUGUCCGCCGUCGGGCCUUGGCGACCCUGGGCUGGGACCAUACAGACUGGAGGGACUAUGCGCAAACCAAACUCUUCUUUUACGAUACUUGCCCUGUGGGGUGGUUUGACGAUUGCUUAAACUGGUGGUGA